Molecule: messenger RNA, 2202 nt
Organism: Salvia miltiorrhiza (redroot sage)
Lineage: Eukaryota; Viridiplantae; Streptophyta; Magnoliopsida; Lamiales; Lamiaceae
Product: glycosyltransferase family 92 protein RCOM_0530710-like
Exons: 1
Coding region: 182-2002 (606 amino acids)
Source: RefSeq, a predicted model, not a curated record
AGCGCGUUCACUGCCCAAAAUUUUGUCUCUUGAUUCUCUCCGACAUUUACUGCAUUUCGAGAAGCAGCAAAUCUUAAACCUGCGCAAGCACGCAACCCCGCUGUCGGUAUAUAGACACACCUUUCCCAUUCAAAAAUCAGUUUCUCUCUCUAAUUUCAUCCCACAAAAAAAAAAAAAAAAAAUGGAUUCUUCCGAUCAACGCCGCAAGCGGAAGCGGUUCCUCAAGCAAUCGUAUUCGCCUUCUUACUUGCCUUCGGCGAGGUUUCUCUUCGCGUUUCUCGGAUUCUUGAGCUUUCUCUCUCUUCUCUCCUACACUAGCCCGUCCACCUCCGCCGCCUUCCGCCCGGUUUUAGUGGUCUCGAGCUUGUCCCUGCUGUCGUCUUCCACUUCGAGAACGGUGAAAUCGGUGCGGGAAUUUGGUGGGUUUUUCUCGCCGAUGAAGAUUGAGGGAAGGGUUUUGUUUCCGGAUCAUGUCUUGGUGCUGGUGGGCGGCGGCGGCGGAGAUGGGUUUGUGAAAAGGAUUGUGAAAAGGAGCAGUCUUGAUCGAUUGGAGUGUGUUUACUACGGCAAAAUUGAUGGGUUUGUGAAGAGAAAAAAUGUUUUGUCUGUUGAUGAAUUUGAUGGGUUUAGGUCGAUUGUGAGGUGCCCAAUUGCGCCUCGGAAUUACUCAGAGGUUGUGCAUUUGAAGAGGGUUGGUGGUAAAAAUGGGAUCUUGAGAGAGAGGGGUAGGGUUUCGGUGAGAAAUCAGACGGUUGAAUCGUGGGAUAAUGUGGCGUAUGCAGCUACACGAGAUGGGGGAAAUGCUGUUGUGUUUGUGAAGGGGUUGAAUCUGAGGCCGGAUAGGGAGUCUAACCCAAGUCAGUUUAGCUGUCAUUUUGGAUUAGGGGACUUUGACCGGAGCCUCCGUUUCCCCAUCUCGACGAGGGCGGUCACGGCGGCGCAGGAGGCGGUGAGGUGCCCCUUGCCGGAGAGUGUGAUUGCAGGGCUUGAUAAGGGUGAGGGGGUGCGAGUGACAGUUGGAUUGCGGCCUCGUGGAGGCCGUGGCCGCGGCCGCGUGCUUGUGCCGUCUGUGGCCAAGAUUUUCGACGGUGGGAGUGGGAGGAAGGAGGCGAAGUUCGAGCUUUGUGUGUGUACAAUGGUGUGGAAUCAAGCCUCUGCAAUUCGUGAGUGGAUCAAGUAUCAUUCUUGGUUAGGAGUUGAGAAAUGGUUCAUCUAUGACAACAAUAGUGAUGAUGGGAUUGAUGAGGUUGUUCAAGAACUUGAUCUUGAAAAUUACAAUGUGAGUAGGCAUGUGUGGCCAUGGAUCAAGACACAAGAAGCAGGAUUCUCACAUUGUGCGUUGAGAGCAAAGGAUGAGUGCAGUUGGGUUUCUUUCAUGGAUGUGGAUGAGUAUUACUACUUCCCUUAUUCGAAUCCCGGGCAGGAUAGGUUCCGGGCGUUGGGGUUUGCGCCUCAGGGCUCGCUCCGUGCAUUGGUGGCGAACCUCUCUUCCUCCUCGAGUAGCAUUGGGGAGAUCAGGACAUCUUGCCAUAGUUUUGGCCCGUCGGGGCUGAAAUCGCCUCCCUCACAGGGGGUCACCGUAGGGUACACCUGUCGGGUGCAGAGCCCCGAGAGGCAUAAGUCGAUCAUUAGGCCAGACGCGCUAGACGCCACCUUGCUCAAUGUGGUGCACCAUUUCCACCUGAAGGAAGGGUUUAGUUACCUUAACUUGCCUCAGAGUAGUGCUGUGAUCAAUCACUACAAGUACCAAGUGUGGGAGGUUUUUCGGGCGAAGUUUUACAGGAGAGUGGCGACUUAUGUCGCUGACUGGCAGCAGAACCAGAACGAGGGCUCUAGGGAUCGAGCCCCUGGGCUGGGGACGGAGGCCAUUGAGCCACCUGAUUGGCCGCAGAGGUUCUGUGAGGUGUGGGACACAGGGUUGAGGGACUUUGUUCUGGCCAAUUUGGCUGAUCUCUCGACUGGUUUGCUGCCAUGGCAGAUGCAUUCUGCCUCGUCUGUUUGAGGGCGUUGUAAAGGAGAUAAUCACACGAAUACUCGAUUCUUUGAUUGGAUGUUUCACAAUUUGUAUCCCAUUUUUUGGUUCUUUUUAGGCUACUGAUCUGAUCACCAAGGCCUUAGAUUUUGUUACAGUAUAGUUUGGCAACUCUUGUGAGAUGUAACUUUAUUUGAUUGAUUACUGAAUUAAUAUGAAUUCCUUCUUUU